Molecule: messenger RNA, 753 nt
Organism: Microthlaspi erraticum
Lineage: Eukaryota; Viridiplantae; Streptophyta; Magnoliopsida; Brassicales; Brassicaceae
Source: the annotation of a GenBank genome assembly
AUGGUUGAGGGUGAAUCAAGCAAUGCAAGGGAGAGAAGGCUUAAAAUACAAGCCGAUUUGGCGGCAAUGACUCAAAGGAUGGAAGAGUCUGAUGCAGAGGAGUAUGUCUACUCUGAGGAGGAGUCUGAGAGCGAGAGACUGAGGGAGGAAAGGAGAACCAAAAAGAGGAAUGACUCCAUUAGUAGUGAGAGUGAGCAAGGAGAGUUUGAGAUUGGGGUGAACCUUGUUCAAGAGGAGGGUGAUGGUUCUCCAAGUGAAGAAGGAAGUGAUGACUCUGAAAGUGAAGAGGAAGGAGAGGAAGUGAAUCAAUUGGUUGAUGAGAGUGAGCAAGAGAGUAACCAAGAUGAACCCAUGGAGGUUGAGCCACAAGAGAAGGAGGAAGAACUCCCUAUGUACCAAGAGCACUACAAUGCUCUCUUCUCCAUGGAUUUUGUGAAAACAAGAUACCCACAUGUUGACACAAUGAAGGCCCUUGGAAUCUUUGAGGAUGUGGAGCUAGUUCUCAAGAACAUGCACUUGGGAAAGUUUUUCUCUCAUCUCACCUACAAAGAGCUCACUUGCGAGUUCUUGGCUUCAAUGAGCUCAACUGGAUACGCAAAGGAAGAAGGGAGAAGCCAUCUUGAAGACCAGCUCGACCGUCCACUCGACCAACCGGUCGAGUUCCUCAACUCGACCGGCCAAGCUUCAACUCGAUCGAGCUGGAAGUCAAAGUCAAACCCGAAAAAUGUUGCUUCCCCCUUGACUUUCCUUUGA